This is a messenger RNA of Rangifer tarandus platyrhynchus (Svalbard reindeer), 312 nucleotides long. NCBI's taxonomy places the organism in Eukaryota, Metazoa, Chordata, Mammalia, Artiodactyla, Cervidae. The record is from the annotation of a GenBank genome assembly.
AUGGAAUGUUCCCUUGGUAUCGCUAAUAUUCUUGAAGAGAUCUCUGGCCUUUCCCAUUCUGCACUGAUCACUGAGGAAGGCUUUUUUAGCUCUCCUUGCUAUUCUUGGAACUCUGCAUUCAAACGGGUAUAUCUUUCUUUUUCCCCUUUGCCUUUCACUUCUCUUCACAGAUAUUUUGUAAGCCCUCCUCAGAUAACCAUUUUGCCUUUUUGCAUUUCUUUUUUUCUUGGGGAUGGUUUUGAUCAUUGCCUCCUGUAUGAACCUCUGUCCAUGGUUCUUCAGGCACUCUGUCUAUCAGAUCUAAUCCCUUGA